AGCCAUUUAAAUGGCAUCCAAGAACCGGCCGGACAUGUGUCGAGAGACGGUCGCGUUUUCCUCAACGGUGUGAUUCCCCGAGAUGAAGUGCUAUUAUUUUAGUUUUUGUGUUGCUCUCAGCUUCGGACUUAUUAGUGGACAGAACCAAUGUCGAACACCGAAAGGCGGAGCCGGGAUGUGCGUGCUGCUAGAUAAAUACCAGCCGCUGAAAGACAUCGACCAGAACAACGCAAAGACUGAACAGGAUCUGCUCUUCUUGAGGCAAGCGUCCUGCGGACUUAGCUACAACUUUAAACCAAAGGUGUGCUGCCCUCCGCAAUCAGAAUGGUAUUCGUUUUCGCGGCCAGCGCCCAUAGAGUUCCCCCAUCGCAAGCCCGUUCGGCCAACCCCUGACAAGGGCGACGACGUCUCGGACGCCGACAGGGAAUACGCCGAGUCGUCUGAUUGUCCGUCCACCCUGCAGGCACCGGCACCAGAGACCGGCUGCUGUGGUAUUGAGACCAUCGGAGGCGAUAGGAUUGUUGGCGGUGAUAUAGCAACAGUUGAGCAGUACCCGUGGUUAGUUCUUCUUGAAUAUGCGGGGGGCUACACAUCGUGUGGAGGCAGUCUUAUAAGCUCCAGAUAUGUUCUCACGGCAGCACAUUGUAUUGGGGCCACAAGAUAUGGAGAAGCAAAGCGAGUCCGACUCGGCGAAUACAACACGACUUCCUUUCCCACGGACACAGUUGAAGUCUACGGUGGUGGUUUUGAAAUCCUCGAGGUGAUCCUCAUAAGCAUCGAACGUCAGAUAGCACAUCCUGAAUAUAAGGGCCAGUAUCAAGGCGGACCGCAUGAUAUUGGGCUCGUCAAAUUAAGCAAAAACGCUCCUUAUACAGACUUCAUCCGUCCAAUUUGCCUACCCUCUAAGGACCCAACCGAGAAAGCUAGCAAGAACCUCCGCUUCCUGACUGCCGGUUGGGGAUCCAACGGCACUGUCUUCUCCGACGUCAAACAGCACAUCUCACUCCCCUACGUUCCACCGAACAUCUGCCAGAUCCCAUACAAGCUUAGGCUUAACGAUAAUCAACUCUGUGCCGGUGGUGAGGAAGGUCGAGACUCGUGUAAAGGGGAUUCAGGGGGACCUUUAAUGAUCCAAUAUGGAGACACCUUCGAGCUAGUCGGCGUGGUCAGUUACGGUCAUAAUAAUUGCGGAACUAAAGAUGUUCCAGGUGUUUACACUCAUGUAUAUAGAUAUUUGGAUUGGAUUAAGAAAGAAAUGAUUUAAAAAUCCUUAGAUAUUUUAAAUAAGUAAAAGGCCGUGGCAGGAUAAGGAAUUAUCUGGUGUCUCAAUAGAUUCUCGUCCUGAAUUUUUUCUGAUGAUGUGCUCAUGUGCCGCGUCAUUAGUAAAUGAUCUAAGUACUAAAUUUCAGCACUCGCCUCUUUUUAUCUUUGAAUUUAGUAUAGCGCUUUUACUAAUGACGUGGCACGUCAUUAGAAAAUUAAUCAGGCCUAAAAGCACAAUUCAUCAGGCACAAGAUGGUCCCUUAUCCUGCCACGGUAUUUUCUGAAUAAUUUUAAUUUCGACGACUAUAUUGACACGUAAAUAAAGUUAAAUGGAGCGACUAUGACACGUCAUAGCUAAGUAGUAAGUACUCACCUCUUGCAUUCGUCGCUGCAUCUGCGAUUUUCUGAAACGCGUCCAGAAACGCAGAUAUUGCAACCAACGCAGACCUGAAAAUAAAUUCACGAAUUA
Molecule: messenger RNA, 1732 nt
Organism: Cydia strobilella
Lineage: Eukaryota; Metazoa; Arthropoda; Insecta; Lepidoptera; Tortricidae
Product: phenoloxidase-activating enzyme-like
Exons: 6
Coding region: 83-1264 (393 amino acids)
Biological process (GO): proteolysis
Molecular function (GO): serine-type endopeptidase activity
Source: RefSeq, a predicted model, not a curated record